Prunus armeniaca (apricot) is the source of this 501-nucleotide messenger RNA. NCBI's taxonomy places the organism in Eukaryota, Viridiplantae, Streptophyta, Magnoliopsida, Rosales, Rosaceae. The record is from the annotation of a GenBank genome assembly.
AUGGCUUUUAUUGCCCUCCCAACAUACAAGUUCCUCUGUUUCACUCUUGCUCUCAUCGCUGUCUCUUGCUGCUACUCAGCAGGAUAUGCAGAGGAGAACCCGGCGCAAACGUUUGUGACAGCCUUAGCAUGCUUCAACAAUAAGUUUGUGAGUAUAUAUGCCGGUUGUGAUGAAGCGUACAGAUUGAAUGAGAGUGGGAACUUCAAUGUCCCUCCUAAAGCAACUGAUCUGUUUUGCCAUGGACCAUGUCUGGCUGAGACACAGCAAGUGCUAAAUUGCGUUGAUCACAUGUUAUCAGGCUUCGUUUUCAAUAAUAGGGCAACACUACCAGAUAUUAGAGGUGCACUGCGUGCUGGUUGCAGCUACACCAGCCAAAGAGGAAAGUUCAACGGUUUUGGACCUUUUGGUGAGUAUGCACAAGGUGAAACGAGCAAUGCACAGAAGCUGCCAAAUUUUUGCAGCUUUUUCACUUUCUUAAUUGUUACUGGGGAAAAGACUUGA